Acanthochromis polyacanthus (spiny chromis) is the source of this 2371-nucleotide messenger RNA. It is a transcript of the gene acadm, whose product is annotated as acyl-CoA dehydrogenase medium chain. Gene Ontology annotation, biological process: fatty acid beta-oxidation; medium-chain fatty acid catabolic process. Bases 148 to 1416 code for a protein of 422 amino acids. The transcript has 12 exons. The record is from RefSeq and is a predicted model, not a curated record. Gene Ontology annotation, molecular function: medium-chain fatty acyl-CoA dehydrogenase activity; flavin adenine dinucleotide binding. NCBI's taxonomy places the organism in Eukaryota, Metazoa, Chordata, Actinopteri, Pomacentridae. Gene Ontology annotation, cellular component: mitochondrion.
GCUGUUGGAUAACUGAACUGGGGCAAAAGUCACAGCGAGGAUGCCAAGGAGCGACACGUGACCAGAUCCCGGCGCUCUGAUUGGCUGAGAGGCCGCUUGUGUGGCAGUGGAGCAGUGGUAGCUUCCAGUCUUUGCUGUUUGCCCGACAUGAAAAUGCUGCUCAAUAAGGUGUUCAGAGCCGGUCUGCGGUCUGGGAUCCGUCUCCAGAGUUCAGCUGCAGCCAACGCAGCGUUGUCCAGCAGCAACGGAUCUCUGGGCUUCUCCUUUGAGCUGACGGAUCAGCAGAAGGAGUUCCAGCAGCUGGCCAGGAGGUUUGCUCGUGAAGAGAUCAUUCCUGUUGCUCCUGCUUACGACAAAAGUGGAGAAUAUCCAGUCCCACUCAUCAGGAAAGCGUGGGAGCUCGGCCUGGUCAACGGUCACAUCCCACAGGAAUACGGUGGGAUGGGUUUGUCCAACUUUGACAGCUGCCUCAUCACAGAGGAGUUGGCUUACGCCUGCACAGGGGUCCAGACCGCCAUGGAGGCUAACUCUCUGGGACAAAUGCCGGUUAUCCUGGCUGGAAACGAUGCCCAGAAGAGGAAAUACCUGGGAAGGAUGACUGAAGAGCCUCUCAUGUGUGCCUACUGCGUGACUGAGCCCGGAGCAGGCUCUGACGUGGCCAACAUCCAGACCCGAGCUGUGAAGGUGGGAGACGAGUACGUCGUUAACGGACAGAAGAUGUGGAUCACUAACGGAGGAAAGGCCAACUGGUACUUCCUUCUGGCACGAACAAACCCAGACCCCAAAUGUCCCGCCAGCAAAGCUUUUACCGGCUUCAUCGUGGACGCCGACACUCCGGGAGUCACACCAGGAAGGAAGGAGAUGAACAUGGGCCAGAGGUGCUCGGACACCAGAGGAAUCACCUUUGAAGACGUGAGGAUACCGAAGGAGAACGUCCUGAUCGGAGAGGGAGCCGGAUUCAAAAUCGCCAUGGGAGCCUUCGACAACACCAGACCUCCAGUGGCAGCAGGAGCGACCGGUCUGGCUCAGAGAGCUCUGGAUGAAGCCACCAACUACGCCCUGGAGAGGAAGACCUUCGGCAGAGCUAUAGCUGAUCACCAGGCCGUGUCCUUCAUCCUGGCUGAGAUGGCCAUGAAGGUGGAGCUGGCCAGGAUGGCGUACCAGCGCUCGGCCUGGGAAGUGGAUCAGGGCCGCAGGAACACCUACUACGCCUCCAUCGCCAAGGCCUUCGCCGGAGACGUCGCCAACCAGGUGGCCACCGACGCCGUGCAGGUGUUCGGAGGCAACGGCUUCAACAGCGAGUACCCGGUGGAGAAGCUGAUGAGAGACGCCAAGAUCUACCAGAUCUACGAGGGCACAGCUCAGAUCCAGAGAAUCAUCAUCGCCCGAGAACACCUGGGAAGAUUCAAGAAGUGAGCGCCUCGUCCUCGUUCACGCAGCUUUUCUAUACGUAACACGAACAGAGUGUUUGCCUUAAUGUCGCUUCAUCCCGCUGCGGGGACUCGAACCCCGCAGGGCCAUCGAUCAAUUUAAAUGUCGUUUAAAUGACAAAAUAUCGCAUUACUAUUUUAUGUUUGUCAAGUUUGCUUUCAGGUUAUUAUCAGUUGUAAAUAUAAGUUCCAAAAAUCCUCAGCAGGCUGUAAAUACUGGCCGCAGAAAUCAAACCCCACAAACAAACCGUUUAUUAACCUGCUGCUGUUUACCACUGACCUGCCAAGUGAGACUGUGAAAGUGCUGCUACCAGGUAAAGGUUUUAUUUAAUGAUUUUAUACAUUACAGAUUAAUACUGAAGACAUCAGAACUGGAAAAGAACAUAUGUGGAAUUAUGUUGUAAACAAAACGGUGUCAAUCCUCAGUAUUGAUCUAUAAUGUAGAAAAUAAUACAAAUAAAUAAAAAGCACUGAAUGAGAAGGUGCAUCCGGAGUUUCGACUGGUAAGUUUUAGGUUUUCUUUGUGAGGACAGAUGAUCAGUUUGGAUAAGAAGAUCAGCCUUAUUCCCAGAGGGUUAGAGUUGGGGUUUGCAGACUUGUGCUGAUUCCUGUCGCCGUCCUGAUUGUCAGUAAACAGAUGAUUUAUUUUCUUCACGCCUUAUUGCAUCUUUCAUCUCCUGCGUUUGCUCUGAAGAUCAAAUUGUAAAAUAGUAAAAUCCGUUUCUGCACGGAUUGUUUGGAGACGUAUUGUUUGUAAAACCGCAUUGCUUCCUGCUGUUUAACUCCUGACCUGUGCAGACGAAAGUGUAGAAGUCACUCGACAUAACGGUGAAAUCUUCUGUCUGCCAUCCGUUUUUUAAAUUAUUACAUUCAUCUGAGAUGCUGUGGUUGUUUUUGGUACAUUGCUAAUGCAAAUAAACAUGUUUUAUUGGAAGAACUGA